Messenger RNA from Oldenlandia corymbosa var. corymbosa, 2564 nucleotides. The record is from the annotation of a GenBank genome assembly. NCBI's taxonomy places the organism in Eukaryota, Viridiplantae, Streptophyta, Magnoliopsida, Gentianales, Rubiaceae.
CGAAUAAUGCAAGUUAAAUAUUAGACUGAGGGCUCGUCUAACACCACAGUCCACAAACACAUUAUUAUAAAGAGGGAAUAAAUAUUUAUUGGAAACAUUUGAAUAAAUUCCUCUAUCAGAAUAUUCACAGUGAAAUGACUCGAGCCAAUUACUGUAGUUUCAAUGAACCCUUUGCUUUUUACACCAAACCCUGCGGAACCCCAACCUUAAACAAAUUCCAGAUUCCUUGUUCCUCAACUAAAUCUUAUCCCCAACUUAGCUAUGGCCAUGAGAAGAAAUCCCAGUACACCCCAUCAUCAAAUUCGAAGCAUGUCUUCCAGAAAGCCAGAAAGAACCUUUCUUUGCAACCAGAACAAUCUCCCUGCGUCGGAAAGGUUGAAGGGGAAAGACAGCAGUUAGACCCACUUGGGAUGCUCAAAGAAGAUGGAGAUUGGAGCGAAGAGCAGUUUCGGGGUGUAAUCAAAUUCCUCUACCAGAAUUCAAGAACCACCGAAAUUCCACAGGUGUUUGACUUGUGGAAAAAUGUGGAUAAAUCGAGAAUAAAUGUGGAGAACUAUGAGAAGAUGAUUGACUUUUUGUUGAAGGACAGGCUGAUGGAUGCAGCCAUAAAAGCACUUAAGCAAAUGAAGAGCUACGGUAUAGGGCCUUCUUUAGAAAUAUACAAGUUAGUGAUUAAUGGCUUCGCUAGAAUCGGUCAAUUUGAUGAUGUUUUUUCCUAUCUAAAGGAGAUGAAGGAUACUGGUUUAAAUCCCGAUACAGAAAUCUAUGAUGGGCUCAUUCGAGCAUAUGGAAAGUACAAAAUGUUCGAUGAGAUGGGCAGAUGUCUGAGGGAAAUGGAACUGGAUGGCUGUUCACCUGAUCAUCUAACCUACAAUUUGCUUGUUCGAGAAUAUGCAAAAGCUGGAUUAAUCAAUAAGAUGGAACGAACAUAUCAGGCUCUCCUUACGAAAAAGAUGGAUGUGCAGACUUCUACUCUAAUUGCAAUGUUAGAGACGUAUGCCAACUUUGGAAUUUUGGACAAGAUGGAAAAGGUUUUCCGAAGGGCUAUGUAUUCAAAAGCUUACAUAGAAGAGGAGUUGGUUCAGAAAUUAGCAAGAGUAUACAUCGAGAAUCUCAUGUUUUCUAGGUUAGAUGACUUGGGACUGGAUUUUUCAUCAAAGACUGGCAACAUUGAUCUCGUGUGGUGUUUGCGCCUCCUUUCUCAUGCAUGUGUUCUCAGAAAAAAAGGUAUGUAUUCCAUUAUUGAAGAAAUGGAGUCAAAAGAAGUACCUUGGAGCGUAACGAUCGCAAAUAUAUUGGCAUUAGCCUGUUUAAAGAUGAAAGAUUUCAAACAGCUGCAAGUCUUACUCUGUGAAUUGCCAGCUCGAUAUGUAAAUCCUGAUAUUAUUACUGUUGGAGUCUUAUUUGACGCGUGCAUGUGUGGGUUUAAUGGUGCUUCAGUGAAGAGGAUAUGGGCCAGAGCAGGAUAUUUUGAUGAUGCUGUUGAACUGAAAACAGAUGCUCUAGUUCUCAGUGCCUUUGGGAAAGGGAAGUUUCUUAAAGAUUUUGAAGAGUUAUACUUGGUUGAAGCCAAAACUAAAAAACUGGAAACAUGGACAUAUCGGCACCUUAUAAAUUUGGUGAAGACUCAUGGUAAUGCCCGACUAGUGGUCAGUAUACAGGGUUAAGCCUAGCUCUUGGUGGAUAGUCAAAAAGCAAAUUCUGGAAAUAUAUUGGCUUUUCAUGAAUAUUCAUGUCUCUUGGUUUGUAUCAAAAGGGAUUCUCAGCUUGUUAUAAAAGCCCCGUAGAUCUACUAGUUUGGCACAAUUCCAGGAGUUGACAAACAAGCUGCAAGAACUACUCCCUCCCAGUAAAAUACCACGUGUCUCGAAGAAGGGAGUACCAGCCAAGGAAUUCACGUUACCGUGGUGGAAUCUGGUUGGGAAAGGAACUGGACCAUGUAGGUAAUAUAACUUGCACUUUAAGCUCCCAUUUUAUGUCAAGAGGUUGCAGUUGCUCCAGAAACUGUACUCUUCUGACAAGGAUAAAAGUAUACGUCAUUUGCUUUGAACCCUGUCUGCAGUCACGAACAUCAAAUAGCAAUACAAUCUUCCCUGUGAGGCAUGCAAGGCAGAAUUAAAGUGGUUGUUUUUGGUUGCAUGUACAAUGGUGGCAGGAUUUAUGAACUUUGAUUCGACAAAACAAACGACAGCCUAAAGAGACAAUGGUGGCUGGAUUUAUCACAAGUACCUGUGGAGAAUGAUUGUAAUUCUUUGAACUUCAAUGUAGGAAUUUUGCUGGGUGUAGAGUUCUUGACCUUUUGUCUUCAUCGACCGGAUAUACUUGAAUGUAGGAACAUUCCAUUUUUUAUAUUUUGUAUUUAUGAAUCAGUGAUUUGCUGUGUUGUUGCAAGUAAAUCAUUGUAUCAGCAAAACGCAGUUUGUGUUAUUUGAGCUUUGUCGUAAUUACAAGUAGGUGGUGACCAAGUUUGGACAAUGUACACACAACGUCACUCUCUCCUUAUCAAAGUAUUUUAACUUUCUGGGUGGACUAAAACGAUGAAAUGUUAUAUUUUUAUUUUUCUC